Molecule: messenger RNA, 775 nt
Organism: Racocetra persica
Lineage: Eukaryota; Fungi; Glomeromycota; Glomeromycetes; Diversisporales; Gigasporaceae
Source: the annotation of a GenBank genome assembly
AAAAUGUCACGGAAAAAAAUUAAUGAUUCAAGGUAAGUUAGAUGAUGAGCAAAAAGAAAAACAUAAAUCUUAUAAGGUAUGUUUGUAUUGCAAAACGCAUUUACCAGAUGAGGAAAAAAAUAGAGUAAUAGAUCAUAACCAUAUUACAGAAAAGUUUAGAGGACCAGCUCAUAGUGAAUCAAAAGUGACGGAUGAAAAAAUAGUGCUGAUAGCAAAUAAUUCAGAACAAUAUAUUAUUUUCUCAGUUGGUCAACUUCAAUUUAUUGAUAGUUUGAAAUUUUCAUUACCUGGUUUAGCUAAGAUAGCAGAAAACUUACGUGAUGAAAAGAAGGGCCAAACUAAAACACCAGAACAAUUAGCAAAAUAUUUUCCAAUUAUGUCAAAAUUCAUCUCACCUCAUUUAUUAUCAUUGCUUACACGUAAAGGAAUAUUCCUAUAUCAGUGGUUAACUAGUAAAAACAAAUUCAAAGAAACACAACUACCUCCUCGAAAAGAUUUUAAUAGUAACUUGGAUGGAGUAAAUUAUUGCGAGCAAGGAUGUGAAAGCAAAGAAUAUGAAUAUGAGAAAAUUUACACAAUAACUCAAAAGGACUACGAUUUUGCUCAUACAGUUUGGAAAGAAACUGCUUGUAAAACCUUUGGUGAUUAUAACGAUAUUUACCUCAAAAUGGAUAUUUUUAUAUUAGCAGAUGCAUUUGAGACAUUUCGAAAAGCAUCUUAUUCAGCAUUUAAUUUAGAUCUAGCAAAUUAUUUAACCGCACCAGGUCUUGCAUAG